AUGAGUAGUGCAUUUCUUUCAGACUACUAUUUUCACAACUCUGAUGCUAAAUAUGAGUUGAUUCUCACACGCACUAACACCGAUUUAAAUGCUGUACUUCAGACAAACACUACUGAGAAGUUUAAAAUUACCCUUAAAAAAGUCGAGUGGCUGCUACCCUACAUCAAACUAGCCGACAAGCCGAAAAUCCAGCUACUUAACUACAUCGCCAAGGACUCGGCCAUUCCCAUGAGAUUUCGUUCUUGGGAAACGUACGUGUAUCCGAUGCUGCCGUCAACGACGUGGCAUGUCUGGGUGGUCAAGACAUCGACGCAGCUGGAGAAGCCUAGAUACGUCAUAAUGGGAUUCCAAACUGCAAGGAAGAACGAGGCAUUGAAAAAUGCUAGCGAAUUCGAUCAUUUUAGAAUAAGAGAUGUGAAACUCUUUCUCAACUCACAGUGUUACCCCUAUGGGAAUUUAAAUCUAGAUAUUUCCAAUAAUCAAUACGCCAUUCUGUACGAUAUGUAUGUCCAGUUUCAAACAUCCUACUACAACAAGGAAGCCGAACCUCUGCUCUCGAAAAGUGAAUUUAUAAAACGCGCGCCCCUGAUCAUCAUCGAUUGCUCAAAACAAAAUGAAUCAUUGAAAACCGGACCGGUGGACAUCCGGCUGGACUUUGAAGCAAGCGUAGAAUUUCCUCGAAAUACCGCAGCCUACUGUAUGACCUUGCACGAUCGGGUCGUUGAGUACAGUCCGAUUAGUGGCACGGUGAAGAAAUUAGUAUAA
This is a messenger RNA of Diprion similis, 765 nucleotides long. RefSeq lists its product as uncharacterized. Bases 1 to 765 code for a protein of 254 amino acids. The transcript has a single exon. The record is from RefSeq and is a predicted model, not a curated record. NCBI's taxonomy places the organism in Eukaryota, Metazoa, Arthropoda, Insecta, Hymenoptera, Diprionidae.